Molecule: messenger RNA, 3265 nt
Organism: Daphnia carinata
Lineage: Eukaryota; Metazoa; Arthropoda; Branchiopoda; Diplostraca; Daphniidae
Gene: hppy
Product: mitogen-activated protein kinase kinase kinase kinase 3-like
Exons: 19
Coding region: 332-2932 (866 amino acids)
Biological process (GO): protein phosphorylation
Molecular function (GO): MAP kinase kinase kinase kinase activity; ATP binding
Source: RefSeq, a predicted model, not a curated record
UCAGAUGGCAGCGUAAACGCAUAUUUCUUGAUUCAUCCGACAGAAAGGCAGACAUACGAACAGUCUACAGUGUCUAUAGAGAGAGAAAUGUCUGAGAGCGAUAACUAUUAUUUUUUCGCUCUUCCUUGUUUUUUCUUGUAAAUGAUAGUUGUAAAAUCAGUUUUUUGUCUUCCGUGUCAUAUUUACUAUCGGCGUACCCGUUAUAAGUUAAUAGUUGCUUGCGUUGGUUUACGCUUGCAAAAUCGUUCAACAUCAUCGUCUGUGUGUGUGGUUCCACGGCUCUGCAAGUGAAAUCAAAUCAAUGAAGUGAACACUUCUGCUUUCGUACAAAAUGAGUGGAUCAGCAUCGCCAGGCAUUAGUCGGAGGAAUCCUCAAGAUGAAUAUGAACUGGUUCAGCGGAUAGGUAGCGGCACAUAUGGUGAUGUCUAUAAAGCUAAAAGAUUGGCGACAAGUGAAUGGGCUGCUAUCAAAGUAAUUAAGCUAGAGCCAGGGGAUGAUUUUACUAUCAUUCAACAAGAAAUUUUGAUGAUGAAAGACUGCCAGCACCCCAAUAUUGUAGCUUACUAUGGGAGCUACUUACGGAGAGAUAAAUUGUGGAUCUGCAUGGAGUAUUGUGGUGGUGGAUCACUGCAAGAUAUCUACCACAUAUCAGGCGCAUUAUCGGAAAGCCAAAUUGCUGUAAUGUGCAAAGAAACAUUACAGGGAUUAGCUUAUCUCCAUUCCCGGGGGAAAAUGCACAGAGAUGUUAAGGGGGCCAAUAUCCUUUUAACGGAUAAUGGUGAUGUAAAAUUAGCUGACUUUGGGGUCUCCGCUCAAAUCACUGCAACUUUGGGGAAGCGUAGGUCCUUUAUUGGGACACCGUAUUGGAUGGCGCCGGAGGUGGCGGCCGUCGAGAGAAAGGGUGGCUAUGAUCAACAGUGUGACAUUUGGGCUGUGGGUAUUACUGCCAUUGAAUUAGCAGAAUUGCAGCCACCCAUGUUCGAUUUGCAUCCAAUGAGGGCUCUUUUCCUCAUGUCCAAAAGUGGUUUCAAGCCGCCUGUUCUAAAAGAGAAAGCCAAAUGGUCUGCAGACUUCCAUAACUUUGUUAAAGUUGCAUUAACGAAGAAUCCUAAAAAGCGACCACCAGCAGUUCGCCUCUUACAACAUUCGUUUCUUCAAGGAAACCAUUUGAACCGUCGGUUGGCCAUGGAAUUAUUACAACAGGUACAAAGCCCACACACUCCCCUGCGUUCGGAUAGCUUGACCGAGGCUGAUGAAGACUUGGCCAUUGGCGCAGCUCCGCAACGCAUUGCGUCCAAACGAACGAAAUCGGAAUUAUUUAAAGAUGACGUAGUACUCGAUCCCUCUGGCGCUUCCGCAUCCGGUUCGCCGGCCGAAGAGCCGUGGCCCAAUUCCAAUGGAGCAGCCCACCAUUAUGAUGUCGCAUCAGCCUGGAUGGACAAUGACGCCGCAAAUGAAGAACUGCACAGGACAUUAUUGCAGAACAUUGAGGAGGAGCUCAAGUCAAGAGGCUUGGCAACAGCUAGUCCUCCGUUGGAUCCCUACUCGUCACAAGCAACAUUGCCCAUGUCUUCUUCGCGUGAAAUAACCUCGGUUGAAUUGGAAGAUAAAACGGCCACGUUAACAUUGGACGGCGCCGAAGAAGCGGAUCAAUGGCUACGAGACAAUGGAGUCCUUCCAUUAGACAGCGGCCCAAGUGCAGCCGCUAUUGUUUCAUCGGAAGUGGAUCCAUCUAUUCCAGCACGCCCACCAAGAAGGCGAGAACGUAAAAAGAGUACACCACCAUCGCCGAAAUUAACGAGCAACGGUCUUCCACCCACUCCCAAAGUGCACAUGGGCGCUUGCUUUUCGAAAGUAUUUAACGGCUGCCCUCUUGGUAUUCAUGGAACGGCAACAUGGAUCCACCCAGGAACGCGUGACCAGCACAUUCUUAUUGCUGCCGAGGAGGGUCUUUACACACUCAAUCUUAAUCAGCUACACGAUGCCUACGUUCACCUGCUCUACCCCCGUCGUACAAUUUGGAUGGUUGUCGUUAAAGAUGUCUUGAUGACCUUAUCGGGGAAGACGCCGCAUCUGUAUCGGCAUGAAUUAAUUGCGCUAUUUAGUCAAGCUCAUGCUCGACAUGGAAAUCGCUUCCCUCUUGAUCGCUUGCUAGUCCCUCGUCGCUUGUCGCCGUCUCAACGUGUUCCCGAAACGAGAAACUGUCUUCGGGCAUGCGUUGGUAAAAAUCCGUAUAACGGAUAUCGCUACCUUUGCGCCGCAACGCCAAAUGGCAUCUUUUUGAUGCAGUGGUACGAUCCGCUGAACAAAUUUAUGCUUCUUAAGCACUAUGAAUGCCGAUUACCCCAUCCACUGACGGAAUUUGAAAUGUUGAUGAGCCCCGAUAUGGAAUAUCCGCUUCUGUGUGUUGGGGUGCGAAGAGGAUAUUCGUCUGAUUUACGUCUUAACGUUGUACGCUUGACAGCAACCGAAGCCUUCCUAGACGAUGGCAGUGUACCCGAAGAUAUUGAUGGUCUAGCCACCGUCUUGCCAAAUCGAGAGGCAAUGGAUGUAGUCUGCGUGACGCCAUUGGAUAAAGAGUCUAUUCUAGUAGCACACGACUCAAUCGUCCAAGUGGUAGAUAUGCAAGGUCAAGCCACAAAAACACGUUCGAUGAAAAGUAGUGCCCCAAUCAAAUUUAGCUUUCGCAUCGAAGCUGUUGUUUGCUUGUCAGACAGUAUUCUGGCUUUCCAUCGCCACGGGAUGCAGGGACGUUCACUCCGCGAUGGAACAGUCACGCAAGAGAUUACCGAUCAGUCAAGAAUAUAUCGGCUUCUUGGAUCAGACAAGGUUGUUGUACUCUCAAGUCGCUCAAUCUAUCAAGACGGAAAUACGUCUACCGAUGAAGGAGUAAAUUUACAUGUAUUAACCGGUCACGAAGCCACUUAUUGAUUUCCAUCUAACCUUUUUUUCCUUCCUUUUUCUUCAUCUUUCUUUGAAAUUCACAAAUUUUUAGAGACAUCCUGGUCUGACCAGGUGGAUCAGUUUUUGAUCUGUAGCACAAGUUGUUGUAUAUAUGUUGAGUCACGAAGGGAAAUUGGUUGAACAUGUACAUUCCGUAGCCCAAUGUUUUUUUCCCUCCCUUCCCCCCUUUUCCAUUUCUGUAUUGUGUGUAAAAACAAAUUGAAAAAUUCGACGUUUGUGGACAUGUCCACUUCUUCGAACUAAACUGGAAAUCAUUUAAGUCAAAAAGCCUAAAUAAAUUCGUCUUUGUUACAAAAAUAA